This is a messenger RNA of Blepharisma stoltei, 801 nucleotides long. Lineage: Eukaryota; Ciliophora; Heterotrichea; Heterotrichida; Blepharismidae. The record is from the annotation of a GenBank genome assembly.
AUGCAAAGUGAGAAAAAGUUCAUAACAGAUGGAAUCAAGCAAAAUUGCAGAUGUGACGGCAGAGGCAUUUUAUCCUCCCGACGUAUCAAAAUAGAAAAAGGAGUCUGCACACUUUCUCCUGGAAGUGCCCAGCUUAAUAUUGAAUUGUCCUCACCACACAUUAUAUGUGGCUGCAAACUCGAAAUUGGAGUGCCUGAAGUAGAAGAUGAAGGAAUUGUCAACUUAAGCAUAGAGCUUGCUGGAAAAUCACUAAUGACUGACAAAGAAAGGAUGGCUGAGGUGAAAUCUCUUAUAGAAAUGCUGAUGCUGAAUUAUUUUAAUAAGAAGCAGCUAUGUAUUAUCCCAGGCCGCAAGUGUUGGAAACUGUUUAUUGACGUAGAAAUCCUUGACAAGGACGCAAGCAAUUUGAUAGAACAUAUAAGCUUGACCAUAACGUCAGCAUUAGAAGAUGUGAAAGUUCUAGCCACAGAAGGGAUAGUAAAUAAAAACACAAAAGAAGAGUAUAUUGAAAUUCUGGAUGGGACAGUUAGGAUUAAUAUUGAUGAACUGCCAAUCAUUACGACUGUUGCUCAAAUAAAUACCAGUUCAGUCCUUGAUUUAACUGCUGAAGAAGAAGGAUGUGCAGACAGCUUGCUUCAUUUUUCUAUUGACAAGAAUGGAACAAUUAAAGGAAUCAUUAAAGAAAACCCUGGAAGACUUGCAGUAGACCAAGUUCUUUCAGCAGCAAAUAUCGCAAAAGAAGUUGCUGCACACAUAUUUAGUGACUUAGGAACAGGCUCAAUUAAAUAUAAGCUGAGUUAA